Molecule: messenger RNA, 339 nt
Organism: Protopolystoma xenopodis
Lineage: Eukaryota; Metazoa; Platyhelminthes; Monogenea; Polystomatidea; Polystomatidae
Source: the annotation of a GenBank genome assembly
AUGUUUAUUGGUUUCACUGAUAAAGACAAUAUGGAGCUUGGAUAUGUGCUCGGCCCCUUCCAAACCAUGCGGUCCCAGCAAAUUGAGACCAAAAUGCCUUCCACAGAGAGUCUCCUCUUGGAUGGUAACAUUGGCAUCGGCCAGUUGGUACAACCCAAUGUUGGCUACCUCAAUGUACGUCUCUUAGAUGCACACCGAAAACUUGGUAUGCAUGGCGAACAUCUCUGCAAUACUGUCAAUUCGUCACUUUCAUUUCGAGUGAGAAUGUUGGGUGAGGAGGUUCGAGGGUGGGAGUCAUUAAGCCUAAACCAAAGAAGGUACGUCUGGUUUGGAUGGUGA